This is a messenger RNA of Peronospora belbahrii, 969 nucleotides long. The record is from the annotation of a GenBank genome assembly. Lineage: Eukaryota; Oomycota; Peronosporomycetes; Peronosporales; Peronosporaceae.
AUGGCUGGAAAGCAGAAUACCGACGAUAGCUCAGUGCGUCCUCGUGUGGACGCAUCCAGCAUUCGUCUUGCAUCUCUUCGGACAUCCACCGAUGCAUCAUCAUCCACUACUGCCCCUACACGUCGACCUAAGUUCGUUCCAAAGGCUGUUAAGCGUCGUACAGCUGUAGAAACUUGUGAAAAUGGCGUUAGCUCUGAACCACAGCGCACACAGGAUACAAAGCUACCUUUGACCGGUGCUGGAGCGCUCAAACGCGAUAACAGAGGACGCGUUGCGUUUGUUGGCACACUUUCAGGUGGAUCUUCGUAUAAUGGGGGUACCACCAGUACUCCUGCUCCACGUUCUGCCGAUUACUCAGCUGCUGGUGGCACAGGAAUUAGUGUACUGGACGAUGAGGAAAUGCCUGGAGGCAAAAUGCCGAAGAUGGAAGUCGAGGAAGUAUGGCCACCAGUGAUUAAGUCGAUAAUGGAGCCAAUGAGUUUGCCGAUUGCGCGGCCGCCUGAGCCAGAGAGCGCCGGUGCUGUUUUCUGUGACGCCACCGGCGACAUUGUGGCCUCGGACGACUCGCUUUUCUUUGUUCAACUGCCAACGACAUUGCCGCUUCCAAAUGCUGUCACAAAAUUUACUCAUACGGAAGAUGGAGUGAUGGAGAGUGCGGACGACUUGAAGGACCAAGAAGCUCAGCGGUCCAAAGAGAGUAAAACGACAGAUGAGUCCCCUGAUGACGGAGUGUUUGACCAUUCGAUUGAGGCAGCGCCGAGCGGGUUCAUCGGCAAGAUUUGCGUCCACAAGUCAGGCAAGAUGGUGCUACUGCUUGGUGGUAAGCAAUUUGAGGUGGCAGCGGCCCCAACGCCAUCCUUUUGUGAGGAGGUUUACGCCGUUAACACAACCGAAAAGCAGUUGAGCAUUCUGGGUAAUAUUGAGCGCCAUCUUGUGGUGACUCCGGACUUUGAUGUGUUGCUGCAUUAG